This is a messenger RNA of Dictyostelium discoideum AX4, 1680 nucleotides long. RefSeq lists its product as hypothetical. The transcript has a single exon. The record is from RefSeq and is a predicted model, not a curated record. Lineage: Eukaryota; Evosea; Eumycetozoa; Dictyosteliales; Dictyosteliaceae. Bases 1 to 1680 code for a protein of 559 amino acids.
AUGAAAAAUUUAAUUGAUACACUUUUAAAUAGAAUUGACUGUAUGGAAGAUUACAAUGAAAUUUUAAAAAAUGAUAAAUCGUUCACAACCAACUCAAAUAUAUGCAAAACUAAAUAUAAAAGGAAUAAUAAGUUUAAUGAUUUAAAUCACCCUUCCCAACUUAAAAAAUAUAAUUUUACAGAGAAUUUUUUAAAAUCAAUUCUAUCAGAAAAAUUGGAAGAUAUUUGGUUUCUAAGUGAUGAAUUAGAUAAGAGUGGUCAAAAAAUUGAAAAUCAAAAAAAUAAAAUCUUAAAACAAGUUGAAGAAAUUCAACAACUACGACAACAAUUACAAAUAUUACCACUACAACAACUAUUACUACAAAACCUUCAACAACAACCACUACUACCUCCACAACAAAUUCAACAACCACCUCCACAUUUAGUUAAUGAUUUUCAACCUCCAUCACACCAACAGCCUUAUCAAUCACUUAUCACACAAAACUUAAAUGAAUUAUUAACCCAACCUUAUCAACAGCAACAACAACAACAACAACAACAACUACUACUAAUACAACAACAACAGCUUCUAUUUCAACGUGCCCAACAACCAACUCAAUAUCAAUUACGUCAACUUCAGUAUUCAAACACACCGUUUCCACCCAACUAUGAUCAUUUUAGAUCAUCUCACCCAUAUCUUAUAAUGCCUGAAUUACAACAACAACAACAACAACAACAACAACAACAACAACAACAACAACAACAACAACAACAACAACAACAACAACAACAACAACAACAACAACAACAACAACAACAACAACAACAACAAGCUCAAGAGCCUCCAAAACAAAAUUGUAAUACUACCACUACUUUGCCCAUACCAAUAAAUAUGGAAAUUAACGAAAGUAUAAAAGAAAAGGUUCAAGAAAAUAAUGAAAAACUAAAUUAUAAAGAAAAUGAAAAUAAUAAUAAUAUAGAUAAUAAUAAUAAUAAUAAAAAUAAUAAUAAUAAUAAUAAUAAUAAUAAUAAUAAUAAUAAUAAUAAUAAUAAUAAUAAUAAUAAUAAUAAUAAUAAUAAUAAUAAUAAUAAUAAUAAUAAUAAUAAUAAUAAUAAUAAUAAUAAUAAUAAUAGUAAUCAGGUGGUAAUUGAUGAAAUAAAGGUAGAUAUUGAAAAAGAGGAAAAUCUUCCUGGUGAAAUAUCACAAAAAAUAUCUUCUCUUGUUGUAUUGGAAGAAAAAGAAGAAGAAAAACAAAAAGAAACCAUCAAAGAGUCAUAUCCAAGAUUAUUGAUUAUAAAACAAAGUCAAUUCUUUGAUAAUAUGGUUAAAAUUUUACAAAAGAAAUUAAGUGGUUGCCAAGUUGAAGAGGUUACCAAUAUCAAAGAAUUAGGUUUGAAUGAUUCGAAUUAUGGUAAUGAUCAAUUUAAAAAUGUAUUUAUAUUGUAUGCAGUUUGUCGUACUGGUGCUAGAAAUGACACUGAAAAUGAUGCAAUUAAAAUUCAAUCCAUUCGUUCUACUAUUGGUAAAAAGGUUCCAAUCAUCUAUUGUGCUUUUAUAAUUGGUAAUAUUGGUAUUCCCACAAUCAAAGUUCCCUUCACUAAUCAAUCAAUUAUGAUCACUCAUUCCUUAAGUGAUAUUGGUCGUAAUCAAACAAAUAAUGAAAAUAUUAAAAUUUUACAAUCAAUUUUACAAAAAAAAUAA